CUUGCCUCGCCUGGGGAUGUAAGGGUUACAACCAUAGAGCACAGCACUCCUCCGUUGCCUAUUGAGAAGCAGGAAGUAUUUACAGGCAGGGGGACAGGACGGGGGAGGUUGGCGGACUUCAGAAAUAAGGGACUUCCUACUCCCAGCAGUCCAUUACCCUGGAGCCUGUUGUCUGCUCCUUGGGGCUGGGGGAGCAUCUAGUAGCCAAAGUGCCUCAAUCCCUGCUUCCAAUGAUCCCUCCCGGGCCCUUGCCAGAGAGCAUAAGGCUAUAAAAUACAGCUCUUUGCUGCCAGUGGGAGAGGUGAGUCAGGGAUGGGGGAGCCUACCAUAAUGGGAGAGGGUGGAAAUGCAGCUCCAGGGGAGAGGGGGAGGGAGAAAACAACAGCUGAGAGGCAAGAAAUUACUGCCCGUGAGGCCGGGCUGCGGCAGAAAGGGGCUCGCAAGGCUGGACGAUGAUGACUGAAAAAGGAAAGAAAAAAACACAAACCAUCUCCGAGACAGCGCACAGGGGUCUGUGCGGCUCCAGCCCGGCAGGGUCCCCUACCGCUGUCACAAAGGCUGGGGCUAAAUAGCGGCAUGUGGGUUGCCCGAGAGCCCCUGGGGGAUUUGUUCUUGUUGUAGCCCCACAUGCUGUCAGUUAACUGUCUGCAGGAGAGGGGUCAUUGGGGAGGCAGCGGAGAGGGCUAAAUGCUGGGUUGUUGCAUGUCCCCCUAGCAGGCAUCCUUCCCUACAGAUCUCCGCGAAACUCGAUUGUUUCGCAUUGGCCUAGGAACACUGAUGCGAGGAUCCCAAAAUUCAGCCCCCUCUGCUUUUUCUGUCUCUUCCUCCUCUCUCUGUUUCUGCUCUGUGCCUUCAGCAGAUCUUGCUCCCAUUUUUUAUUGCCUCUGUCUCAUCUCUCUACUCUCACCUCCCUCAUCUUUGUCUUCACUAUUCUACUUCUCUUCUUUUUCCCUUUCUCACUUCCCUCGCCUUAAAAUCUUUAUGAGGACAGGCUCAGUGGUUUGUGCAAGUGAAAGGGUGUCGAGGGGGACCGAACACAUCCCAUGAUAUCAGCGAGUGCAGGUGAUGGGAACAUGAAUGAAAAUGAGGAGGAAGAUCCUCAACAAGAAGGUCCCAAGCCAGUGGAAGCCCCUGGGACAUUAUCAGACUUUUUCAUAAGGGAAGCUUUUCCGAGUUCUGACCAGGACAAAGCCUGUGAAAGGCAGGAGAUAUGUUCUCCGGAGAAGAGACAGGAAAAACCUAUUCGUUGUGAAAGAGGCUUCAGGAAACGCAAAGACACCAUCGUUCACCAGAAGACUCUCCUGGGCGAGAAGCCUUACAUAUGUAUUGAAUGUGGGCAGAGCUUCAACCGGAGCUCGGACCUCAUCCGCCAUCAGCGGAUCCACACUGGCGAGAAACCCUAUGUGUGCACCGAGUGCGGGAAAAGCUUCAGCCGGCGCUCGCACCUUAUCCAGCACCAGAGAAUCCACACGGGGGAGAGACCCUACCAAUGCAAAGACUGUGGGAAGAGCUUCAGCCAGAGCACGCAUCUUGUGCAGCACCAAAGGAACCACACCGGAGAGAGGCCCUAUGUGUGUGCAAAGUGUGGGAGGAACUUUUACCAGAACUCGGGGCUCAUCAGACAUGCCAACUUCCACACGGGUGAGAAGCCCUACAAAUGUCCCGAGUGUGGGAAAUGCUUCAGUGACAGCUCCAACCUCAUCGCGCACCAGCGGCUGCACACAGGCGAGAAGCCCUACAAAUGCACGGACUGUGACAAAUGCUUCAGUGAGAGCUCCAAGCUGAUCAUCCACCGCCGGACCCACACGGGAGAGAAGCCCUACAUGUGUCCUGAGUGCGGGAAGAGCUUCAGCCAGAGAUCCCACCUUGUCCAGCACCGCAGGACGCACACAGGAGAGAAACCAUACAAGUGCUCCGAGUGUGGGACGAGCUUCAGCGACAACUCCACCCUGAUCCGGCACCGCAGGACGCACACUGGGGAGAAGCCCUUCAAAUGUGCGCAGUGUGGGAAGAGUUUCAGCCGCAAUUCGUACUUGGUGUCGCAUCAGAGAGUGCACGUAUGGUAGGGAGCAGCAGUGGCUCGGUCCUUGGGCAAGUAUGGUACCAUGCAGGCACAUGAAACAACUGCAGCGACUGGGGGUGUGGGUGACUGAAUCAAAGAGGAGGGUGGAACAUAUUCCUGGGAUGACAGGCAAUGUUUGGGGUCACAGAGUGGUGGGAGCCAAGGAGCUGUGUGCUGGAACAUGGAUGAAUCAGUCUGGAAUCUCAGACCUGGCAGGUGAUGAAAUGACAAGGUCAAUUUUCCUGUUUGUUUUGGUGUUUGUUCCUUUUUAAAAUUAUUUUAUUUUGAAGUGAAGGAAAAAAUGCCAAGCGGUUAUUUGGCUCUGGGUCACAUCUGCAGCUUAUAAGAUUGUGGCACACAACUUGCAGCCUUCUGGUGACACCUCAGUUUUGCAGAAUUUAAGUUCUCCUCUCUGUGCCUAUAUUAAGUUUGUAGCCCUUACAGUUGUGAAGAAUGACUUCAGAAUGUGACCCAACAUAGUGCUAAUAACCGCCUGCAUCUACAGGCAAAUAAGCGGGAAACCACUCCAAGAGAUGCUCCGCUCUUCUGUUUAGGGUGCUAACAUUGAAGACUCACCAUGAAACAUGUAAAUUGUAAUAUAUUUGACUGUUUUACUGCUAGUUAUUUUAGCAAAAGAAUCAAGCUCAUGUGUUUAUCCAGCAUGGCUGGAUAUCCUAGAAAUUAGGAAUAGAGAAGACAUAUUAGUUCUGUGAUGUGCUUAUUAUUUCUGUAAUUGGCUCCAUGGCUUCACAAUAUCUCCAGAAGGGUGGAGUACUGGUGAGAGCCAAUGGAGGGUCUGGGGAGCAGGAGAAUAAAGAACUCCUGUGUGUGCUAAAGCUACAGAGCAGAUCCAGGAGUUUGAGCAAUUGCUGGCCAAGAAAGCUUAUGAAAGGCUCAUUCUGUAGCUAGCUCGGCAAAACUUGCCACUCUCUAAGGGAUCAGAACUCUCUGGGAGCCUGAAGCCACUUCUGGGCUCUCAACAGAUGACAAAAUAUUAUUUUAAUGUAUUUUGAAAUAUUAAACUUUGAGGGGAGCAGGGAACUUGCUUGCAACUCAUGGAGGAGCAGGAACCUUUGUUUCCUGCUGCUCGAGGAAGUGGAGGAAUGUUCUGGAGUGGAUGCCUUUCUCUGAAGCUGCAUGGGAUCAGAGGCUUUUGCUUGCAACUGCAAGUAUUUUCCAUGGACAACUUCAGACCAAUGGGUUUUUGGUUUUGACUUCCCAACAAAUGCUCCAGAUAUCUGAUUGAGAGAGUCAGACAGAUGCUUAAUGGAUCCAGAAAUUCCAGGACUCAUUUGCUCGACGUACUUUCAAAGGGCAUACAUGCUUUUCAAUUUGCCGACUCAAGGAUUAAGCCAAAGUUCAGCUAAAGUUGACUGACUUAACAGUCUGCUCUUUUCACAUCCAAAUUGGAUGAAGGAAACAUACUGAACCUUGGUAAAUGCCUGCUGCAUGGCCAAUCUGACAGCACUCUAGAAUUCAGUGAUGGGGACUGCAGUUUGGGGUAGUUCCAGUAAAUGGAACUUUUCUGUUAUGAAUCUGAAUAAAUCAAAACACUGCAGCCAAUUAAUGGACUCAAGCCAGCAACUCCUAAUGCUCAAGACCAACUCAAAGGAAAACCCUGGCAUCAAGAAUUUGGUCUCAGAGAAGCACUGGCACUUUCCUCACUGAAAACUUCUUUCCCUGCAGUCCUCUGAGCAUAUGUUGUCCUUCUAUGUGCUUUGUACGGUGCUUUGUACAUUUAACAGUGCUCUCUAAAUUAAAAAUAACUGUGUGCAUUUAUUUCUG
Molecule: messenger RNA, 3847 nt
Organism: Gopherus evgoodei (Goodes thornscrub tortoise)
Lineage: Eukaryota; Metazoa; Chordata; Testudines; Testudinidae
Product: zinc finger protein 239-like
Exons: 2
Coding region: 1044-2066 (340 amino acids)
Biological process (GO): regulation of transcription by RNA polymerase II; central nervous system development
Cellular component (GO): nucleus
Molecular function (GO): DNA-binding transcription factor activity, RNA polymerase II-specific; RNA polymerase II cis-regulatory region sequence-specific DNA binding
Source: RefSeq, a predicted model, not a curated record